Molecule: messenger RNA, 7275 nt
Organism: Monodelphis domestica (gray short-tailed opossum)
Lineage: Eukaryota; Metazoa; Chordata; Mammalia; Didelphimorphia; Didelphidae
Product: usherin
Molecular function (GO): protein binding
Source: RefSeq, a predicted model, not a curated record
AGGACAGUAACACAAGGAAACAAACUAGGGGAAAGAUUGGAUCUUGCACUCCCCCACACCACUUCCUGUUUCCCUCUCAACUGAUUUGACUGCUCUUCUCAGAAAUGGUAUACAACUUAUGAAUAUAAACUCAUUGUGCAUAAUAUCGUGGGGUAUGCACCAAGCAAGGAGGCAAUUGUGACCACAUUAGCAGGACUCCCAGAGAAGAGCGCUACCCUGGAAAUACAGGACCUCAAUCACACGGCAAUUAGAGUCGGAUGGUCUAGACCAACCCUGAAAGAUUUACAAGGUGAUGUUGAAUAUUAUACCCUCAUCUGGAGUUCUGCUACAUCAAAUGAGUCACUGAAAAUCCUGCCUGAUGUAAACUGUUUUGUAAUCGGUGACUUAAAACCAAACACAGAGUAUCAGAUUUUUAUUUGUGUUUUCAACGGAGCCCACAGCAUCAACAGUGAAGUACUACAUGUGACCACUCGGGAUGGAGAGCCUCAGGGCAUGCUUCCUCCAGAGGUUGUCAUCAUCAACAGUACAGCUGUACGUGUCAUCUGGACAUCGCCUUCCAACCCAAAUGGUGUUGUCACUGAGUAUUCAGUCUAUGUAAAUAAUAAGCUUUACAAGACUGGCAUGAAUGCGCCUGGGUCUUUCGUUCUGGGAGACCUGUCUCCAUUCACUAUCUAUGACAUCCAGGUUGAAGUCUGUACCAAAUACGCUUGUGUGAAGAGCCAAGGAACUAAAAUCACGACUGUAGAAGAUACACCAUGUGAGAUUGCAGCACCCAAAAUACACAUAAUCAGCUCAAGGUCACUUCAGAUUGACUGGGAGUCACCAGCACAACCAAAUGGUCUCAUCCUUGGAUAUGAACUUUUGCGGAAAACUUGGUAUUCUUGUACUAUAUCCCAAAAAGUAAUUGGGAACCAAAAUGAUGGGUUCUGCAGGAUUAUAAGAUGUCAGAAGCCUGAUAACAUCUGUGGACACAUGUGUUAUUCUCCUGAAUCUAAGGUUUGUUGCAAUGGAAUUCUUUAUGACCUCAAACUUGGAUAUGUUUGCUGUGAGGAUAAUUAUAUCCCAUUUGGUCCUAAUUCAUCCAGAAUUUGCUGUGGUGGUCGCAUGCAUGAGAUCCAACCGAAAUAUCAGUGCUGCUCAGGGUAUUAUACCAGAGUCCUCCUAGGUGAAAUAUGCUGCCUAGAUGAUGAAUACAAAAGGGUUUCAGUUGGCAUUGGGGAUACUUGCUGCAAGAAUAUCCCAUAUUCUACUUCUGGAAACCAGAUCUGCUGUGCUGGGGUAUUGCAUGAUGGUUAUAAGCAACAGUGUUGUGGUGGAAAGGUGGUGAGCAAAGAAUUAGUCUGCUGUGGUGGUGAAGAAGAGGGCAGCGUACAUAUCAGCCUUCCAGAGAUGUUCUGUUGUGGGCAGGAUUAUGUGAAUAUGUCAGAUACCAUAUGCUGCUCAGCUUCCAGUGGCGAGUCUAAAGCACAUGUUAAAAAGAAUGACCCAGUGCCAAUAAAAUGCUGUGAGACUGAACUUAUUCCAGAGACCCAGGAAUGCUGUAAUGGAGUUGGAUAUAAUCCUUUGAAAUAUGUUUGCUCUGACAAGAUUUCAGCUGGAAUGAUGAUGAAGGAAAUCAAAGAAUGCAGACCUGCUUCCCUCUGCCCCAUUUCCAAGAAAGAUGCAGCAUAUUGUGGGAGGUGUGACUUCAAUCUCACCAGCCAUGUUUGUGCUUUGAUAAGAAAUCCUCAACAGUCUCCCCAGAAACUGUCAUAUGAAGAUACUUGUCCAUCAGCUGAAGAAACUGUCUACACUGGGAACACAAGCACCUAUUCCUUCACAGAUGUUAACCUUGAGCCCUAUACAAUGUAUGAGUACAGAAUUGCUGCAUGGAAUAGUCACGGGCAAGGUUUCAGCAAAGUUGCCAAGACCAGCACAAAACAAGAUGUGCCUCAAGGAGUGAGUCCUCCUACCUGGACCAAAAUGGAUAAUCGUGAAGAUGUAAUUGUUUUAAACUGGAAGAAACCUAUUCAACCAAAUGGUGUGAUCAUUCAUUAUAUUGUUCUCCGAAAUGGGAUUGAACGUUUUCGAGGGACAGAAAUGAGCUUUGUGGAUACCAAUGGAGUCCACCCUUACCAAGAAUAUUCAUACCAGCUGAGGGUCUGCACAGUUUCAGGCUGUACUGAUAGUUACCAGGUAGUUGCAGCCACCAUCCAAGGAGUUCCAGAGAGUGUAUUGCCUCCAAAAAUAACAGCCCUAAGUGCAGAAGUGCUCUAUCUGAGUUGGAGAGUCCCUGAGAAACCAAAUGGUAUCAUCAGAGAGUACCGGAUUUAUCAGUCUGGGAAAGGUCUUAUCCACAUUGACAAGGGGAAGAUGGAGCAUACGGUCACAGGGCUCUGUGCUUACACUAACUACAGUUUCACACUUACAGCUUGUACAUCUGUUGGAUGUACUACUAGUCAGCCAAUUGUGAGUCGAACACUGCAGGCUGCUCCUCAAGGGGUCUGGUCAAUACCACGUCACAUUAUCAUCAACUCUACAACAGUGGAAUUAUAUUGGAAUGAGCCAGAAAAACCCAAUGGCCUCAUUUCCAAAUAUCAAUUGCAUCGUAAUGGAACUGUGAUCUUUCUGGGUGGCAGAGAAGAUCAGAAUUUCACUGAUGACAGCUUGGAGCCCAAGAGCAGUUAUGUUUACCAACUGGAAGUCCACACUGGAGGGGGCAGCAAUACCAGUGAUGACUAUGUUGUACAGACUCCUGAAUCAACCCCAGAGGAAAUUUAUGCCCCAUAUAAUGUCACAGUAGUUGAUCCCUAUUCUAUAUUUGUAGCCUGGAGUCCAUCAGGAGAGACACAUGUCCCCAAGGUGCCUUUACAAUAUAAUGUCUUACUAAAUCCUGGUAGUGUGGAGCCAUUGAUCUAUCCAGUUGGUCACCACCAUUUAACUGUGGUAAAGAAUCUAACCCCAUACACACAGUAUGAAGUAAGGAUACAAGCAUGUCAAAAUGGUGACUGUGGAGUCAGCAGUGGUACCUUGGUGACAACUUUUGAAGCAGCUCCCUUGGAUCUGAAACCCCCAUUUCUUUUGACUAUGGGACCUACCAGCAUAUUAAUUAGAUGGUUACCACCUACAAAGCCAAAUGGAAUCAUCAUCAACUAUUUUAUUUACCGACGUACAGUUGGCAUUGAAGGGGAGUCAUUGUUGUUCAUCUGGUCUGAAGGAUCUCUUGAGUUUACUGAUGCUUCUGAUACUUUGAAGCCUUUCACUCUUUAUGAAUAUCGUGUAAGAGCUCAUAACUCCAAGGGCUCCGUGGAAAGCCCAUGGUCAUCAGCACAGACAAUGGAAGCCCCUCCUAUGGGUAUGCAAGCUCCCCAGGUUCAAGCUACCAGUGCUUACUCUGUGCUGCUGAACUGGACCAAGCCAGAAUCCCCCAAUGGUAUUAUCUCCCAGUACCGUAUUAUCUACCAAGAGAGACAAAAGGAUCCAAUAUUUAAUGUUCCAACUGUGACCGCUUUCACAGUGAUGGGAACAAGGCACCAGGCUCACCUUUUUGGAUUAGAACCAUUCACAACCUAUCAUAUUGGCAUUGUCGCUGUCAACCUUGUAGGAGAAGUGUCAAGCCCAUGGACCACAGUCUGCACCUUAGAAUCUUCCCCAAGUGGGCUGAGCAACUUUACAGUGGAAAGGAAAGAGGAUGGGCAUGCACUGUUACUUCAGUGGUCAGAGCCUGUUAGAACCAAUGGUGUGAUUAAGGCAUACAAUAUCUUCAGUGAUGGUAGCCUGGAAUAUACUGGCUUAUCGCGUCAGUUUCUUUUCCGACGCCUUGAACCUUUCACUCUCUACGUAUUAACCCUGGAAGCGUGCACGACGGCAGGCUGCACUCUCUCUACCCCGCAGGCUCUCUGGACAGCGGAAGCCCCUCCGACCUCUCAGUUGGCUCCCACAAUCCAGUCUGUGGAAGCAACCAGCAUUGAACUGAGUUGGUCUGAGCCAAUUAAUCCAAAUGGAAAAAUAAUUCACUAUGAAGUGAUUCACAGAUGCUUCAAGGGCUAUGCUGGGGGAAACAGGACAACUGAAGCAGAUGAGAAAAUUGUUUUCACAGAAUAUAACACCGAAAGGAAUACAUUUGCGUAUAAUGACAAAGGUUUACAACCUUGGACUUUGUAUGAAUAUAAAAUCCGUACUUGGAAUUCAGCCGGUCACACCGAUAGCCCUUGGUCUGCAGUGAAGACAAAGCAAGCCCCACCAGAAGGUCUUUUGCCACCUGAUUUGGUCUUUGAAUCUUUCAAUCCCCGGAGACUGAUAAUUUCUUGGGCCCCUCCAGCACAGCCUAAUGGAAUUAUCCAUUCCUAUCGACUUCAAAGAAAUGAAGCACUCUAUCCUUUCAACUUUGAUGCUGAGACUUUUAAUUAUACUGAUGAUGAAUUGCUUCCUUACUCCGAAUACAGCUAUGCAGUGAUAGCUUGCACAGCUGAAGGCUGCUCCACGAGUCAAGUUUCCACCAUCAAAACUCCUGAGGCAGCCCCAGCUCUCGUCAAUCCCCCCUCUCUUUGGGCUCUUACUGCUACUCAGAUAAAUGCAUCUUGGUCACCACCCCCAACCCCAAAUGGAGAAAUCAUUCGGUACUUCCUGCAGUUUGAUGAUCAAGAAUACCAUGCUGGCAAGAAUCUGUCUGGGGUGGUUUCCCAACUGCAGCCAUACACUCAGUACGAGUUCACUUUAAUAGCCUGUACCAUUGGAGGCUGCACAGCUAGCAAGACCAAAUCUAUCAGGACAAUGGAGGCGCCACCCCAAAGUAUGAGCUCCCCAAAGGUACAAGCCACAGGCUCAGAGUCAGUAGAAAUUACCUGGAAAGUACCUGCUCGCCCAAACGGACAAAUAACCAAUUAUGAGGUUAAGAGAGACGGAGAGAUUAUAUAUACUGGUAUGGAAACUCGCUAUCAUGACUUGAACCUUUCCUCUGGCAAGGAGUAUGGAUACACAGUGACAGCCACCAAUAGUCAAGGCAGCACCUCUAGUCCACUGGUGAAAGUCAGAACGAACCCUUCCGCGCCAUCUGGGAUGGCACCUCCAGAGCUCCAGGCAUGGAAUUCUCAAGAGAUCAAAGUGAACUGGGAUCCUCCUGUAAAGACCAGUGGUGACAUCAUUAACUACACCCUCCGUAUCUGGGAUCCAGUGGAAACAGAGGCAGAAGCCAUACACAUGAACACAACUCACAAUUCUUUUGCCAAGAGGUCAUUCAUGGUGACCCAAUUAAAACCUUUUCAUAGGUACGAGAUACGAAUUCAAGGAUGCACAUUGCUGGGAUGUGCUUCAAGUGACUGGUCAUCCAUACAAACCCCUGAAACUUCACCAAUGCUGCAACCUCCACCAAUCUUAGAUGUACAAAUGGGUCCAAGAGGAUUCCAGCCCAGAGUUUCUCUCCAGUGGACUGGGCCACUUCAGCCAAAUGGGAAAAUUCUAUAUUUUGAAUUGUAUAGAAGACAAGUAACAGCUUUGCCUGGGACAUCAAGCCCAGUACUAGUGUAUAAUGGAACCUUAACCUCAUUCACAGAUUCUGAGCUCUUGCCUUUUACGGAGUAUGAGUAUCAGGUCUGGUCUGGGAAUUCAGCAGGAAAGUCACCCAGUAGCUGGGUACAGUGUAAAACAGGCCCAGCACCACCAGAAGGUCUUCAAGCUCCAAAAUUCCAUGCUAUCUUCUCUACUCAAGCUGUGGUCAAUAUUAGCCCUCCUCUGAAGCCCAAUGGUAUUGUGAGUCUUUAUAGGCUGUUCUCCAACCAUACCAGAGGUACAGAGAAUGUGUUGUCUGAAGGCAUGGCCAUCCAGCAGACCAUACAUGACCUGGAACCUUUCACUACCUAUUCCAUUGGGGUGGAAGCCUGUACCUGCUUCAAUUGUUGCAGCAAGGGGCCAGUAGCUCAACUAACUACUCACCCUGCUCCACCUUCCCAGCAGCCCCCUCCUCAGAUCCAGACAUUGACCUCCAGGACUGCCUCCUUCCAAUGGAAUCCUCCAUCAUCCCCCAAUGGCAUUGUAGAAAGUUAUGAGCUGGAACUCUAUAUUCCAUGUCCCCUGACUGCAGAAAUGCCCUGCACUCCUGGGCCAACAGAAAUCAAGUACACUGGACAGAGUCAGAGUGCCAGCAUUGGGGAUCUUCAGCCCUAUACCAGCUAUAUGCUGAGAGUAGUGGCAUACAAUAUGGUGGGCAGCACUGCUUCAGAGUGGAUCAGCUUCACCACUGAAAAAGAAUUCCCUCAAUACAGAGCACCAUUUUCCGUGGCCAGUAAUUUAUCUGUGGUUUAUAUCAACUGGAGUGGUACUUUCCUGCUGAAUGGCAAGCUGAAGGAGUAUAUAUUGACAGAUGGGGGCCAGCGUCUCUAUAGUGGCUUAGAUACCAGCCUCUACAUACCCAGGACAGCGGAUAGAACAUUCUUGUUUCAGGUGACCUGCACUACUGACGAAGGAAGUGUCAAGACGCCUUUGAUCCAGUAUGAUACCUCUACUGGACUUGGCCCAGAACUAACAACUCCUGGAGAGAAGAUGGGAGCAGGGAGCAAGCAUGCUGAGUUCUACAAUGAGCUGUGGUUUAUAAUAUUAAUGGCGACUCUGGGUUUGAUCCUACUGGCUAUUUUUCUGUCUCUGAUCCUACAAAGGAAAAUACACAAAGAGCCGUAUAUCAGAGAGAGACCUCCAUUAGUGCCACUUCAGAAGAGGAUGACUCCACUGAGUGUCUACCCGCCAGGUGAAACUCAUAUGGGGCUGGCUGAUACAAAGAUCCCCCGGACAGGGACUCCCAUGAGCAUUCGGAGCAACAGAAGCAUGUCUGUACUCCGCAUCCCAAGCCAAAGCCAGAUGAGUCGAACCUACUCCCAGCCUUCUCUGCAUCGCAGUGUCAGUCAACUCAUGGACAUCCAGGACAAGAAGGUUUUAACUGAUGACUCACUGUGGGAGACCAUCAUGGGCCAUGACAGUGGGUUGUACGUGGAUGAUGAAGAUUUGAUGAAUGCUAUCAAGGGUUUCAGUUCUGUGACUAAAGAACACACCACAUUUACAGACACUCAUUUGUAACAGAUGGAAAAACCAUUCAAGAUAUGGAACUGAACUGUAGUGCCACAUCUUAGAAUUGCUCAGUAAUGACUCACUAGUUGUUUAACCUGAAGAGUUACUCCUGUGUGCCGUUUAUUUCCAUGAACAUAAUUUGGUUUUUUUUGCAUUUGGGGGAGAGAUAAGGAUUGUUUGGUUGAUGGUAUUCUAGCUAGGCUCAGCCUAGAAAUAAAUCCUUCUCUUUUGCUGGUGGAA